AGAAAACCACAGUGAAUAAAAAGCACGCGUGCGUAAGCUGAAGUGAGCAAGUUAUUAACACGUUUAGCCAUAAAUAUAGCCCGUGUUUUUUAGCAAAAUGGUACGUAAAUUAAAAUUUCACGAGCAGAAACUCUUGAAGAAAGUUGAUUUUAUUAACUGGGAGGUUGACAACAAUAUACACGAGGUUAAAGUGUUGAGAAAAUACCAUAUUGAGAAGAGGGAAGAUUAUACCAAAUACAACAAACUUAGUCGAAAUAUCAGAGAAUUGGCGCAGAAAAUACGGGACUUGGACGCAAAAGAUGGAUUCAGAUCUCAGAGUACAGCCCUUUUCUUGGAAAAACUAUACAGUGUCGGUUUGAUUCCCACCAAACAGAACCUCUCUCUCGCAAAUGAAGUGUCAGCAUCUGCAUUCUGCAGGAGGCGGCUUCCCACAAUCAUGCUGAAACUGCGCAUGGCUCAGAACCUAAGGAACGCCAUCACCUUCAUUGAGCAGGGCCAUAUUCGUGUUGGGCCAGAAGUCAUCACUGAUCCUGCAUUUCUUGUAACAAGAAAUAUGGAAGAUUUUGUCACAUGGGUGGAUUCCUCCAAGAUCAAACAACAUGUCAUGAACUACAAUGAGGAGCGCGAUGACUUUGACCUCAUGGCCUAAAUCUCCAAGUGAAAUGAAAAUUUGGAUUUCAUCCAGAAAUUCACUUGUGAUUCUUUAAUAAUGCACAGAUACAUAUUUAUUUCCUGCUCCACAGAAGCGAGCAUUUAUCAUUCUUGAAAAAGUGAGUAAAUGUAUUUGAUUUUUGUUAUUGUGCAUCAUUUGUAAACAAAACUUUUUUUUCCAGAAUUUAGUUGUUUCUAAAAAACUACCUUCACAUUUUACAAAUAAAUCACAACUUAACCCACAAGGUAUACCAAA
Messenger RNA from Danio rerio (zebrafish), 907 nucleotides. It is a transcript of the gene imp3, whose product is annotated as IMP U3 small nucleolar ribonucleoprotein 3. Gene Ontology annotation, cellular component: nucleolus. Gene Ontology annotation, molecular function: rRNA binding; RNA binding. The record is from RefSeq and is marked validated. NCBI's taxonomy places the organism in Eukaryota, Metazoa, Chordata, Actinopteri, Cypriniformes, Danionidae. Gene Ontology annotation, biological process: ribosome biogenesis.